Patella vulgata (common limpet) is the source of this 2611-nucleotide messenger RNA. Its product is annotated as peflin. The transcript is spliced from 5 exons. Lineage: Eukaryota; Metazoa; Mollusca; Gastropoda; Patellidae. Gene Ontology annotation, biological process: COPII vesicle coat assembly. The coding region runs from base 138 to 800 and encodes 220 amino acids. The record is from RefSeq and is a predicted model, not a curated record. Gene Ontology annotation, molecular function: calcium ion binding.
CUUAUUGUGUCGUUGAAUUAAGUCGACCUCAAAUUAGGAAGUGGGCGAAGCACAAACAUUUGAAGGACCUACACGAUUUCACAAUUUCGUUCCGUGCGUCAAACCGCCAUUGCGAAAUUUGAAAUAAUUCUUACAAGAUGGCGUUCAAUUAUGGACAGGCACCAGGUGGGUAUCCAGGUCAAGCACCAGGUGGUUACCCUGGACAACAACCAAGCGGUUAUCCUGGACAAGCACCAGGCGGUUAUCCUCCAGCAGGAGGAUUCCAGCAACCAGGAUAUGGACAACCUCAAAUGGAUCCACAGAUUGUGGGAUGGUUUCAAGCUGUAGAUACAGAUAGAUCAGGAAAAAUAACAGCUACAGAAUUACAACAGGCACUCACGAAUAAUAACUGGACAAAAUUUAAUGCAGAAACCUGUCGCCUUAUGGUUGGUAUGUUUGAUAAAGAUAUGAGUGGAACUAUUGAUAUGUAUGAAUUCCAGUCCUUAUAUAGAUAUAUACAGGAGUGGAAGGGUGUAUUCGAAAGAUUUGAUCAGAACCGAUCUGGUUUUAUCGACUUUAAUGAACUUAGAAAUGCAUAUAGCAGUAUGGGUUAUAAUUUAUCACCACAAUUUGCUCAAAUGGUGACCUACAAGUUUGAUGUACAAGGUCGACAAGCCUUAACACUAGACACAUUUAUCCAGUCAUGUGUCAUGCUGAAAGGAUUAACGGAUGCGUUUAAACAACGGGAUCCACAGAUGCAGGGAAGAAUUCAACUAAAUUAUGAAGACUUCAUGACCAUGGCUGUCUUCAAUAAAGUUUAGAUUCCAUCUUAUUUAAACAGGGGAGAUAGUUUUCUACUGUAAAAUACUUUUUAUAAAAAAAAUAAAUGAUAUAUGUAGAAUUUAUUAGUUUCUAUAAAUAAUGUUUUAUUAUAGCCUAGUUUCCAUAGUUAUAGUUGUUUAGUGUUUGAGACUGCUCUCAUCAGGCAAAGCUUCCACUUUAGAACAAAUGGCUGUACAGUAGAAAUGAAGAGAGACAGCUGGAUAUAUUCAAUAAUUAAAAACACUUAUAAGUACAUGUACAUGUAAAGUUUGAAAUAAUGUCGAAAAAGAAUACAAUUUGGUCACAUGCCGUGCUACAAGUAAAACAAAUAAAGUAAGUCACGAUUUGAAAUUGAAAUGAUCUGCUGAUGUAACUAAAAUUGUUGUGUAGAGUGAAGUUUAGCCAGACUUGAUGAUGGGAUUAUUUUGUCAUGUUCCCCAAAGAGUAUUUACGUUUAUUGAUAAAGGAGUCAUGUUGUCUUCAACACUAAAAAACUAUAUGGAUGCUAGCUUAAGAGUUCAUAAUGAAUUCUUCUUUGAAAUUCGAUUUUAGCAAAAUAUAUCAGCACAGCAGAGUCAAAAGGUCAUUUUGAAACAAUAACUGUUUUUUUAAUGGCUUACUGUGACAAGUUUAUUUUGUUAAUUGAUUACUAGUAUUAUUAAACAAUUUUAAAUAGGAUUUAUUAUAUUCACAUUCUAAUCAUUAUACAAAAAGGGGCAGGGCUUCUUUAAUUUACAUAAUUAUCUACCAAUGGCUAUCACUUUGAUAUUUUGCCAACUGGAAUUUUUGCUUUUUUCGUCACCAAGCUCUACAAACUAAGUAGACCCUAGUAUUUAUCAUGUUUUAUUACAUGUAAUGUAUAAUUUUUCAAAAAUACUCUAUAUUCUGGUAUGGAAAUUAACAGGUGAAUUUGUCAGCCAGUCAAUUUUAUUGCCGGUCAGUCUUGACUGGUAAAUUAAACAGUAUUAAGAUCCUUAUCCGUUACAAACUCAAUCAUACAAUUUGGUAUAAUAUGUUAAAUAUGGCAUAAUAUGAAUCUAUAUGCAUUAAUGAAUGAAAUACUGGAAAUCAAGUAAUUUAUUUAAGUAUCGUGAAAUUAUUUAAGCUUAAGGUGGUCAGAAUAAAUUUUUAUACUAUGUAGUUAAUCUCUGUUGAUUAAUUUAUUGGUUUGAGGAGGAUCAUCUUUAACAUUACCAGUGACUUAAGGGGUAACAUACUUCAUAAUUUCCUUAGUUACAGACCAGAGAUGCUUGUAUAAAUAAAGGCCUCAAUAGGUCAAUUUAAAGCAUUAAUUGUUUGAUAGUGUUAAUUUCUACUUUUACAGUAUAUUUCUGUUGGCUAUAUAAAUGUUAUUGUUUUGUCUUCUUAUUUUCUGAUUUUCGACCUUUUUAAUUUUCUUUAUUUUGUACACUUUCAUCUUGAGUUAAAUGUUGGAUUAAUCUUAAAAUCCAUUUAUUUCAAGGCACAAUAACAUUGUUUUUAUAAGGAAAAUAUUUUAGUAUAUUGUCUUAAACGCUAUAUUUAAUCUUUAUUCUGGCAUGUUGAACCUUUAUUCUGGAAUGUUGGGGCUUUAAAAUCGAAAUCAAUGAAAUAUACAUAUAUACAAAUUUAUAGGUAACAAAUUACUACCAGUAUUUUGUUAAAAAUAAUAAUUAUCUUCUAUGUUCUUUUUUUUUGCUAUGGUUCAAAAUAAUAUUAAAAAUUUUCGCAGAUGUAUACUUUUUUUUAUGUAUAAGAAUUUAUAUUUAAUCUAUGACUAAAAAAUGUAAUCAGUUACAUGUGUCUUUAAUAAAAUUUGAUUUAAAGGAGA